AUGAUAAUCAAUGGGUCUCAGUGUACUUCACCUUUCAUUUCAGUGGCUCCCCUGCCUAUCCCUAAAGGAUUGAAUGUUGUAGCAGUUGAUGCCGAUGGAGUGCACAUUUUCGAAGAUGGAAAUUUCUUAAAUGCUCUACCGGGUCUAGCAGAGGAGUAUUCAGAUGAUUCAAAUUUUUACGAUUCCUGUGAAAAUGUUGCUAAUGUGACUGAUCUUAAUCCAACAUACUCUGCUAAUGAUCGAGAUAUUGAAGAACAACAUAAAAACGCAAACUUUGAAAAACUUGUCUCAUCUCCUUCGUCUUCCACUUCGUUCAAAAGUACAGGCAACAGAGAAAUUAGUCAGUAA
Messenger RNA from Trichobilharzia regenti, 348 nucleotides. NCBI's taxonomy places the organism in Eukaryota, Metazoa, Platyhelminthes, Trematoda, Strigeidida, Schistosomatidae. The record is from the annotation of a GenBank genome assembly.